AUGCGUUCUACCUCAAAUUCUCUUACCAUUACACGAUCUUUCAUACGUCCACAUCGUAUUUAUUCAAGCAUAAUAUCAAAUACAACACUAACACCAUCAACAACAACAAGUAUAUCAUUAACAGCAUCAGUAAUACAAACCAUUGUUGAGCAACCAAGUGAUAUUUAUGAUUCAAGUAUAACAAAACCAUUUGCAUUGGUUUGUUUAUUUAUUGGAUCUGUUGGAAAUUCAUUAUCAUUUAUUGUUUUUACUCAAAAACAAUUACGUCGAUAUUCUACAUUUCGUUAUUUAGCUUAUUUAUCAAUUAUUGAUCUUAUUGUAUUAUAUUUAGGUUUAGGAAAUAUUAUUUUACGUGAUUAUUUUUUAUUUGAUAUACGAGUACAAAAUUUAUUUCUCUGUAAAUUUCAUACAUUUUUUACAUAUGUAACAACACAAUUAUCAUCAUGGAUAUUAACGAUUGUUUCAAUUGAUCGUGCUAUUGCAUGUACAGUUAUACAAUUAAAUAAACGUAUAUGUCGACCAAAAUCAGCCGAUCAAAUCUUUUUUGGUAUGUGUAUAAUUGCUUGUUUAAUGAAUAGUCAUAUUUUAUUAUUUAUGGGUUCAAAACGUACAUUAAAUCAUUUAUCUAUUGAAAAUACAUCAUUAGAACAAACUAUUAUUGUAUGUACUCAUAAUACAUCAAGUACUUAUUUUAAAUUCUUUGAAAAACCUUAUAAUAUAAUUGAUCUUUUAUCCUAUGUACUUAUUCCAUUCAUUAUAAUGACAAUAUGUGCUAGUAUAAUAGCCUAUCGUCUAUUUUUUUCAUUCAGUCAUACAACAAUGCAUAUAGCAAUUAAAGGUAAAACCCGUAAUGGAACACGACGUGCAAAGCAAAUAUCUUAUAUGUUAUUAAUAUUAAAUUUAGUAUUUGUUAUAUUAUUAACACCUGUUGUUCUUGGUCAAAUAUUUCAAGAACUUAACGAAGAACAUCGUUAUCGUUUGUAUAAUUCUAUAACAUUAUUAAUGUCAUAUUCUAACCAUGCAUUAAAUUUUGUUCUCUAUGGAAUAGCAUCACCACAAUUUCGUUUAACAUUAAGACAAUUAUUAGGUCUUGGAAAUACUGAAGUAUUACAAAGACGUUUACAAACAUACGGUUACUAUACUUCAACAGGUUUUUAA
Messenger RNA from Adineta steineri, 1158 nucleotides. The record is from the annotation of a GenBank genome assembly. Lineage: Eukaryota; Metazoa; Rotifera; Eurotatoria; Adinetida; Adinetidae.